AUGGUCCCGGAGCUCGAGGACCUUGAGAAGAAGGGUCUCUUUAGCAAGCCCGAGAUCAAAUCGAUCAUAAAGAAACGCACCAAACUGGAGUACGCUAUUCGACGCCGCAUUCCCAAGAAGAUCGACUUUCUACGAUACAUUGAGUAUGAAAUGAACGUUGAGGCGUUACGUAAAAAGCGCAAAGCCCGUAUCAAUACUAAGAGAGGCGACGACGAGGAGUUCGGCAUCUCUGAAUUCUCCAUCAAGCAACGUAUCAACGCCCUCUUUCAACGUGCAUUGAUGAAGUUUAAGGGUGAUCUGGCACUUUGGUUGGAAUACAUUGAGCACGUCAAGAGCACCAAGGCCAACAAUCUACUCAGCGGCAUCUUUGUAAAUGCAUUGCAGAUUCAUCCUACCAAAGCUUUAUUGUGGAUCAUGGCUUCUUCAUGGGAGUUCGAGCACAAUGCCAAUCCUGCAUCUGCACGAGUGCUUAUGCAGAGAGGUCUUCGAUUGAACCCAACGGACGAGUUGUUAUGGCACGAGUAUUUCCGCUUGGAAUUGCUAUAUGUUGAAAAGAUCAAGUUGAGACGACGUGUUCUUGGUGUUGAUGACGAAUCCUUGGAGAAGCAAAAUAAUGGCAAAGAGGAAGACAAGAUGGAUGUUGACUGGAAGGAUGAUGCGAUUAAGCUUCCCACGAUCACUGGUGAAGAAGCUGAAGAUUGGAAAAACGCCAGCGAUGAACGAAAGACGGUGAAGAAGAUGGAGGAAUCUGCAGCUGAGGCACUCAAGGAGGGCAACAACCCUAUUUUGCAAGGUAUCUUGGCAACCAUUGUGUAUGAUAAUGCUAUCCAAGCAAUUCCCAAUGAUCUUGAAUUCAGAACCAAGUUUAUCGACAUUUAUCGCCAAUUCACCAAUCCUGAAAAGGGAUGCGAGCAUGUUGUGGAGACGAUUCAACGGGAUAUGGCCGAUCAGCCUGAUGCGAAGGCGUAUCUUGCAUCACGACAUUUGUUUGUUCAAAAGACUGAGGAAGAUGGCACAUCAAAGUAUAUCGCAUGCAGCGACCCAGCAUUUGUUCCUGCAUUGAAGGCAUGCGUUGAAGAGUUCAAUCAAGCUAUUCAGGACUUACCCACUGCCGAGAUGCAUGAAAGAUACAUUGAUUUCUUGCAGGGAUGGAUUGAUAUUACAACUGAAGAGAACAUGCAAUUAUAUCUGCGGAAGGUCCUCCAACGAGUGUUCAAAUCAGCACAAAAGAAGAAUGUCCUCUCGCCAAAGAUUUACCAACUGCACAUUGAGAACCUGAUGGAUAGCGAUAAAGAAAAAGCACAUCAAGUGGCCAUUAAUGCCACUGAAGCAUACCCACGUUCCGCCGAGCUCUGGAUUGUUCGUAUUGAUUUGGCAAAGGUGGAUGAAGACAAGGCAAAAUUGUUCAAGAAAGCGCUGGAUCGCUGUCCAGAAUCAUACAGCUUAUGGGAUUCUUACAAUGACUGGAUCAACAAGCAACAUGAAGAAGAGGCAAUGUCGACUGAAGAAACCGACAAGAUGUAUACACGUGCAUGUGAAUCGGUCACAUCCUUGCUGCCAUCUUUAACUACAUCAACCGAAGAGCGUGAUCGCAUCAAAGAUCUUGUAUUAUCAGGCUAUGUGGAUUGGGCACUUCGAACCAGUGGCAUCGAUGGUGCAAGAACAGCAUAUCGCAAAAUCAUUCAAAACUUUUAUCCAACUACUGCAUUUUACUACACAUGUCUUGGCAUUGAAAAGGAACACGGCAAAGACGAUAGCAUUGAAUACGUUUAUGAGAUGGCAUUGCGAUCCAAUGAUCGUAAAGAAGAACUCUACCGGGAAUACAUUACGCAUUUGCGAGAACAAAGGAAAUUCAAGAAGGCGGAUCAUGUAUUAUGGAAAGCAUGUAAAGAAGUGCCUGAUUUUGACACAAAAGCAACCAAUUAA
Molecule: messenger RNA, 1926 nt
Organism: Lichtheimia ornata
Lineage: Eukaryota; Fungi; Mucoromycota; Mucoromycetes; Mucorales; Lichtheimiaceae
Exons: 12
Coding region: 1-1926 (641 amino acids)
Biological process (GO): maturation of SSU-rRNA from tricistronic rRNA transcript (SSU-rRNA, 5.8S rRNA, LSU-rRNA)
Cellular component (GO): Pwp2p-containing subcomplex of 90S preribosome; small-subunit processome
Molecular function (GO): snoRNA binding; protein binding
Source: RefSeq, a predicted model, not a curated record